AUGCAUGCCCGCGCCAAGAACACCCACGCCGUACUCCUCCCCAGCCGUCAAGCGCGCACGCAGCACUCCCCCGACGAACAAUACCCCGCCGCGAAUCCCGGCCGCAAACCCCACGGCAUGCCGCCACCACUCAGCAACCGCAACCAACACCUGCACGCCCACCCGCGCUUCGCCCCAACCUCAAAACCCCGCGCGUCCCGGCCUCGAGCUAGCCGCAAAACACCGCCAUCCUCAAUCCACCGUCAAUUCGCGGCUCUGACCACCUUUGUUCCCCUGCUCAAUCCCCGCCGUGCCCUGUUCGUUGCCCCGCCCCGCCCGAAAGGAGGGACACAGGAGAAGGAGCUUGCCCCGCCACCGGAUAGGAACGAUAACUGCUAUUGCUCAAGCGUGCACGGCUCGACCAAGGUGUCUGGACAAGCAGCAUCAGUUCGUGUGACGGCUGACAGGUGUGCCUUUUACGGCUGCAUAUUGCUCGGCUGGCAGGUUUUGAUGGAGCCAGCCGUAUUGAACCGUGAAAGAGUUGCAUUGGACAAGAAAACCAGGAUGUCUGUCUUCAGGUUGUUCGACGACUAUAGCGAUGAAGAUUUUUAUGGGGUACAACGGAAGUAUAGUAUUGUCGCUCGAGUUGAAGUUAAAUUCCCGAUUGAACCACGUUAUCGUGACAGGCAACAUUACAUUUUGUCUGACAUCAAUGGAGCCAAGAUCGAGGCCAUUGCAACUCGGUAUGAGAUAGUCAAAAACUUCAACAGUUUGCUCCAUGAAAAGCAUGUCUACAAGAUGCACAACGUAUGGUUUGGUCUUAAUCCGGGUGCAUUUAAUUUUCGACAUCUAAAUGGUACCAUGGAGUUGUAUUUCACCCACCAAACUGUCGUAGAGCCAUACACUGUCCCAGUUCAAAUGCCGCCAUUUCCAAAACAUAUAUUCUUGAACCUUGAUGAUAUUGCCGAGCUGCCAAACAGGACUUUAGUUGACAUUAUGGCUAUUGUAGUCCACUUGGAUACAAUCCAUCGCACAAUGUGGGGUACAUUCAGGAAGAUUGUUAUAAUGGAUGCUAGGUGGUCUUUACAUACCAUUAAAGUUUGGGGCGAUUUACUAAACAAAAAUGCACUCCGUUGGGCGUUGGCUAAUGAGAAUUAUAGCAUCAUAAUUGGGACCAUGUUUCGGCGGUUCAGAAAACAAGAGUGUCUCGAAUCAACUGACCAUACAACAAUACACUUCAAACCGUUCCAUCACAACACCCAUUAUUUUGAACCAAUUCAAAAGGCUUUGGUGGCGCGGAACGAUCGUCAGUUUGCCGUUAGAUAUCUUGACGACCAAAGGCGUAGAUAG
Messenger RNA from Zea mays, 1329 nucleotides. RefSeq lists its product as uncharacterized. The record is from RefSeq and is a predicted model, not a curated record. The coding region runs from base 1 to 1329 and encodes 442 amino acids. Lineage: Eukaryota; Viridiplantae; Streptophyta; Magnoliopsida; Poales; Poaceae. The transcript has 9 exons.